Lingula anatina is the source of this 2268-nucleotide messenger RNA. RefSeq names its product leukocyte elastase inhibitor. Gene Ontology annotation, molecular function: serine-type endopeptidase inhibitor activity. NCBI's taxonomy places the organism in Eukaryota, Metazoa, Brachiopoda, Lingulata, Lingulida, Lingulidae. The record is from RefSeq and is a predicted model, not a curated record.
UACAUGAAAUGUUACUAUAAACCACUCAGAACAAACGCAUCCUGUUGACAACAAAAUUCGUGUGCUUAUACUUAUAAAUCUCACUGGUUCUCCUGAACUCACAAUAUAUAUCAGUGCUGCGAACACUGCUACAAGCUGAGCGAGUCAGUAGUGUGGUUAUCCACAGCAAGUGCCUUAAUUAGGAAAGAUGUGGUCAGUCCAGGCGGUGCUCCCCGUCGCCCUCUGUUGUUUUGUAUUAGUCAGUAAAGUGACCAGCGGGCAGGGGUCAAUGUCCAGCGUCUGCCGCCAAAUGGCUCAGGCGGCCUGCGCGGCGGCCCACAGCGUCUGCAACAACGUAGACCGGACCUUCUCGUCUUCAUCUUCGUCUUCAUCUUCGUCCUCAUCGGGCCAGGGUUCCAGCCAAGCAGACAACAAGCCAGUUCAACCCACCACAGGAAGUCCUACACCUUACCGCCCUAGUCUGGACUUCAGUGGACUGAGGAAACAACCAGGAAGUAAUCCCCCGCCCAUGGGUGCUUCCCAAAGUCUAACCAGAGCGCGGGACGCGGCUCAAGCCUUUAAUAGAUUUUCCUCCAAGCUCUACGACACCCUGGCCAAAGAAAAACCUGCAGAGAACCUGUUCUUUAGUCCACUGAGUAUUGCCACCGUUAUGUCUAUGGUUUCUUUAGGGGCAAAUGGAAAUACAAAAGAUGAAAUGGAAACUGUGCUUUCGCUGAAGACAUUGCCAGAAAAGAACGUGGGUCUCCAGGCCUUGAACGGAAUUUUGUUUGGUGAGGAAAGGACAUACAUACUACGGGCGGCCAACAGGCUGUUUGCAAACCCGUCUUACUCGUUCCGUACAGCUUAUCUACGGCUCUGUGAGUCCAUCUUUAAUGCUUCACUUCGGGGAGUUGAUUUCCGGAACCCCGUUGCAGCCGCUAACAUCGUCAACAGAUUUGUAGAGGAGCAAACCCAGUCGAAGAUCAAGAACUUGCUUCCACCCUCGUUGAUAAACCAAAACACUGUGAUGGUUCUCGUCAACGCUAUUUACUUCAAAGGCACUUGGAGGCGGCAAUUUGACGAGAGAGCAACUGAAUUGAAAAUCUGGUACCAGCCUGUGUCAGGGUCCAGAUCUUUUGUCACAAAAAGUACGAAGAUGAUGUAUCAACGCGGAAGCUUUAAUUACAAAUUUAGCCGCGAGCUGAACAGCAGGAUACUUGAGGUUCCUUACAGCGGCGAUGCCAGCAUGUUCAUCAUCCUACCCGAGGUGUUUGAUGACUAUUUGGAAGUUGAGAAGAAACUAAGUUUACCCGGUGGUUUGAACCAGGCUCUGUCGGGACUAACAAACAUCACUCUUGACGUGCAUCUUCCCAAGUUUACUCUCAAGAAUAUGAAGGUCAACUUGAAGCGACCCUUGAACGAGAUGGGGAUGGUGGACGUCUUCGAGCGUUCCAGGGCUGAUCUAUCCGGUAUUGCCAUCCAAGCGAAUGGUCUCUAUAUUUCAGCGGCUGUUCACGAGGCUUUUAUUGCAGUAGAUGAGAAGGGGACGGAGGCGGCGGCGGCCACCGCUGCAGUGGCCUCGGUGCGCUCCAUGAUGACACCCCCUCUCUUCAAUGCGGAUCAUCCCUUCACUUUCCUGAUAACAGAGAAGACCACUGGCGCCAUAUUGUUCAUGGGUCGCCUCGUGGACCCCACGGGAGCGUUUGUGUAAAUGGCAUUAAUGUGAUGACGUUCAGAUGACUUUCUGUGAAGACUUACGCCAUCUGCGUUUUUUUUUCUGUUUAAUUUCAUGAGAUAAUUUCCCGCCAACGCGUUCAGCGUGUAUUCAGAUAGUUAAUGCAAACAUAUAUAAUAUGACAUGAAGAACAAUAUUUGAAGCCACUAAAAACGCGCAUGUUUGAAGAGUCAGUAUUUUAUCUAUUUAUAUAUGCUAUACUUUAUUUUAUCUAUUUAUAUAUGCUAAACUUUAUCAAUCUUCUUUCCUCAGUCAUUGUAUCACAAAACACACGUACCUGUACUUUAUUAUAACCAUUCAUGUCAUACCUGUAAUUACGUGAGUUAACAUCAUCCUCUAUUUUAGACACGUACGCUGCAGUUACCAAAAUUUACGAACACCCCCUUUACUAAGUUGGAAUGUAGUAUAUACUCUUUCCUUAAAGUUGGAAAUAAAUCUCAAACGUCAAACAAUAUGCUAUUCAAAAAUUUAUCAUACUAGUUGAAAAAAACUGGCUAGGAGACAACUUACACAGCUUUUUGCAUUUAUCAGGAAAAUAAAAAUUUGUUGAAUGU